Molecule: messenger RNA, 5868 nt
Organism: Pantherophis guttatus
Lineage: Eukaryota; Metazoa; Chordata; Lepidosauria; Squamata; Colubridae
Gene: PPFIBP1
Product: PPFIB scaffold protein 1
Biological process (GO): neuromuscular junction development
Cellular component (GO): presynaptic active zone
Molecular function (GO): protein binding
Source: RefSeq, a predicted model, not a curated record
CUGCGCCCUGGGGUUCUGCCUCUGCUGCUUUGCUCUUCGGGGAAGGAGAAGCCGCAGCUGGGCAUGGUUUGAAAAAGUGGGGGGGCCCGUCGGAGCCCCGAAGCAGCGGCGGCGCCGGCCACAAACUUCGGGGUCCCCCUCCGAUGCUGGGAUCUGAUGUUUGUAUGGAUUAAGUUACCCUGAACAACUGAAGAGAUAAGAAGCUUGGAGCCCCUCAACGUUAUGUCAGGUCUUCUUCCGUUAUAUUAGCGGUGGCUACCCUACAGAAGGAUGACCAUGAUGGGAGAUGCAAGUGAGAUGCUGGCCGCAGCUUUGGAACAGAUGGACGGCAUUAUUGCAGGGUCCAAAGCUCUGGAAUACUCCAAUGGCUUGUUUGAUUGCCAGUCCCCAACGUCUCCGUUCAUGGGAAGUUUGCGUGUUCUGCACCUGGUGGAAGAUCUCCGGGGUUUGUUGGAGAUGAUGGAAAUAGACGAGAAAGAAGGACUGAGGUGCCAGGUCCCCGAUUCGACAGCCGAGAUUUUGAUGGAAUGGCUGCAAAACCAAAUGAUUAAUGGACAUUUAUCUGCUAAUGGAGAUGUCUACCAGGAACGGCUGACCCGGCUGGAAAGCGAUAAGGAAUCCCUUGUCCUGCAAGUGAGCGUCCUCACUGACCAAGUGGAUGCUCAGGGAGAGAAAAUCAGGGAUCUGGAGUUGUGCCUGGAGGAAAACAGAGAGAAGCUGAAUUCGACAGAAGAAAUGCUACAGCAGGAGCUCCUAAGCAGAACAUCUCUUGAAACUCAGAAGUUGGAUCUCAUGGCCGAGGUCUCCAACCUGAAGCUGAAGCUGACUGCAGUGGAAAAGGACAGGAUGGAUUACGAAGACAGGUUCGGAGAUGCAGAUGAUUUGAUGCAGGAAGUUAAUGAUUUGCGGUUAAAAGUAGGAGAAAUGGACAGGGAAAGGCUUCAGUAUGAGAAAAAGCUGAAGUCUACCAAAUCUUUAAUGGCCAAACUUUCUAGCAUGAAAAUCAAAGUGAGCCAGAUGCAGUACGAGAAGCAACGGAUGGAGCAAAAAUGUCAAAUAUUGAAGGAAGAACUAUUGUCUUUAAAAGAGAAAUUAGAACAGAAGGAAUCGGAGAUAAAACGAUUGCAUGAGAAACUGGUCCUUCAAGUGAAAGAAGACAUUGACAUCAAUGACAAAGAUGACAAUUGUAAAAAGAAGCUGAAAGACAAAAAUGUUGAGGUUCAAAAGAUGAAGAAGGCUGUGGAAUCUCUACUGGCAGCAAAUGAAGAAAAGGAUCGGAAGAUUGAGGAGCUUCGCCAGUCCCUAAAUCGCUACAAGAAGGUGCAGGAUAUGGUCAUUUUGGCUCAAGGGAAGAAAGGCAAGGAUGAUGAAAGCGAGGAAUCUGGGAGUCCAGCAUCGGUUUCCUCCAUUUUGUUAGAACCGCAGAAUCUAAGCGAAGCUGAGAAAAGUCCCUCUUCUACUCCGCUUUCAAGUUCUCCAAACCAUGAAGCCUCGAGGACAACAGAUUCCGAAGAGAAUUCCAUCCAGCUCCACACCAGCGUCUUGCAAGUUUCCAUUCCUUCUUUUUCACAGUCGUCCAAACAUUCAGAAGAACAGACCGAAAGAGGAAACGUCCCAUCCAAAAUGGAAAUUGAAAGUGAAAGCAGCGAGAAAAACCCAGCGAUGGUUUCCAUAGAAACCCAGCUAAGUGAUACAAAAAUCAUGAAGCAUCUCCAAGCAAGCUGUAUAGCACCGGGGAUUUAUCGAAUUUUUUCAGCUCUACAAAAAUCUAGCAGUCUUGGAAACUUGAAGAAAGACGCCUCAGAGGAUAAAGAGUCCAGAGACAAGCUAGAAGAGAAUAAAUCACCAGUGGAGAAUAGCAAAUACGUAACCCUUCCUUGCAAGUCCCCGGGCGAAGAAGAUGGUUUCGGAUCUCGCAAAGCCAGGUCGUCCUUCGGCCGAGGUUUUUUCAAAAUCAAAAGUAACAAAAGGACAGCAAGCGCACCUAACUUGGACCGCAGUCGAAGUGCCAGUGAGCCCAUCUUAGCAGAGACUGAGAAAGAAUCCCCUGAUCACUUAGAUCUAGCUGGCUUUCCUCGUCCAUCCAAAGGUGCAGAAGGUGGACCUCUUACUCCGCCUUCUCCUGACUCCAAGAAGAAAGCGAGAGGGAUCAAGAAGCUGUUUGGCAGACUAAGAAGAAGCCAGUCCACCACAUUUAAUCCUGAUGAGAUGACGGAAACCGAGUUCAAAAGAGGAGGAACGAGAGCGACGGCUGGUCCAAGGCUUGGCUGGUCAAGAGACUUUGGGCAAUCGAAUAAUGAUCUGGACAUGCCGUUUGCUAAAUGGAGGAAAGAGCAAGUUUGCAGCUGGCUUCAGGACCAGGGCCUGGGUUUUUACAUCGGCAAUGGAAAACACUGGAUACUCUCCGGUCAGACUCUCUUGCAAGCAUCCCAGAGUGAUUUAGAAAAGGAACUUGGAAUAAAACAUCCGCUACAUCGGAAAAAGCUACAACUUGCACUUCAAGCUUUGGGGUCUGAAGAAGAAAACAAUUACGGGAAACUGGAUUACAAUUGGGUUACAAGAUGGCUGGACGACAUUGGGCUGCCCCAGUAUAAGACACAAUUCGACGAAGGCAAAGUGGAUGGGCGAAUGCUUCACUACAUGACCGUUGAUGACUUGUUGUCUUUGAAAGUUUUGAGUGUCCUUCACCACCUGAGCAUCAAACGAGCCAUUCAGGUCCUCCGAGUGAACAACUUUGAACCCAACUGUCUGCGCAGGAGACCAUCUGAUGAGAAUAACAUCACCCCGUCAGAAGUUUCUCAAUGGACCAAUCAUCGAGUAAUGGAAUGGUUGCGUUCUGUUGAUCUGGCUGAAUAUGCUCCUAAUUUAAGAGGAAGCGGAGUUCACGGUGGUUUAAUGGUUCUGGAACCUCGUUUCAACGUAGAGACUUUGGCGCAGCUGCUUAACAUCCCACCAAACAAGACGCUGCUGAGACGGCACUUGGCCACUCAUUUCAAUUUGCUGGUUGGAAGCGAAGCUCAACAGGAAAAACGCGAAGCCAUGGAAGCUCCCGAUUACGUCCUUCUCACAGCUACCGCCAAAGUGAAGCCAAAGAAACUCGCCUUCAGUAACUUUGGGAAUUUGAGGAAGAAAAAGCAAGACGACGGGGGAGAAGAGUACGUGUGCCCUAUGGAUUUGGGUCAGGCGGCAGGAACCGGAUCCAAGAAAGGCUUUAAACCGGGUUUAGAUAACAGAGUUUAUGACGAUGAUGAUCUGGACAGAUUGGAAGAGAUGGAAGAUUCCGAAGGGACCGUGAGGCAGAUUGGAGCGUUUUCUGAAGGCAUCAACAACUUGACUCACAUGUUGAAGGAAGACGACAUGUUCAGGGACUUGGCCACCCGUUCUCCCAGUGCCAGUAUCACAGACGAGGACUCGAACGUGUGACCGGGGCAGCCGGGGACCUAUUUGGAGCCCUGCUGCUGUGUGUGAUGGACACCGCACCUCGUGUGAAGUCAUUUUUUUUUUGUUUUUUGUUUCUGGUUUGCAAGAACUGAUGGCGGAGAGGGGAAUGAUCGUAAGAAGUCUAUCAUCCAAGUUCUGGUCAAUUGAUGAGACGGGAAGAAAGGACCUCCUAACCCCUUCCGCCCCCCACCCGCUCUGGCGUAGCAAUUUGUGCCAUUCCUCUAAAUAAGACUCUACAGCAUAAUGUUUUAGUGUGUACAAUGUGCCAUAAUGUACCCUUGUAAUUUUCUUUUUACUCCAGUAAUGCAAAAAAAAUAGAGGGGGUGGGGGGAAGAAAUAACCCUCUGCAGACCUCUGACACUAGCAUCCAUUGCCAAGAUAAAAAAAAUAAUUUUCCUCUUCUUCGAAUCAGCCACGUGUUGAAAUUCUUGUGCGACUUGUUUUUUUAAAUGCAGUUUUUAUGAAAAAAAAAUAUAUGUAUUGAGUACAUAAUGGGGCCGGAAGUUUUAUACUGUGACGUGUUUUAAAAGCCUCAAAACCCAGCUGGAUCCUGGAGAAACCAAUUCAUCUUGCAAACUGCUUGCACGGAACUCCAAUUCUCUUAUCUUGCAGGAAGGAAUUUUUUUCUCUGACAUUGAGAACGGAAUCUCUUGAAAAUUUCUCUGGACCUGCAGUGUUGAAAAUUGUCCCCAUUUCCCUUUUAUAAAAUAACAAUUUUUUAUAACAUUUUAAAGUUUAGUGUGUUGCAAUUGAAAAUCUGGAGGCCAGAUUUUUUUUUUUUCCUGGAUUGCAAAUUCUUUUUUUUUUUACCUUUUAAUGACGAGGAAUUUUAGUCAAUCCACGUUAUUUUACAGUAUUAAAUUCAAAUACGAAAUCUUGCCUUUGAACGACCGUUUACGAUAACCUAUUGAAUGUUUAUACAUGUUAAAGAUAAAGCAUGUCUUUUUUACUGUCGUUUUUUUUUUUAAAUGAUCAGACUUUACUCAGUAAUAGAGGUGGAAGGGACCUUGGAGGUCAUCUAGUCCAGCCCCCUGUACUAGGGAUUCGAACCGCUGAACUUUGUAUAAAUAUACAAAAGGAUGAAGGCUAUUGCUGAGCACAUUGUAAGCCGCCCUGAGUCUUCGGAGAAGGGCGGCAUAUAAAUCAAAUUUAAAAAAAAAAAAAAAAAACUGCCAACCUUUCUGAUCAACAAUUCGGAUUGAAAAAUCUUGGCCAGGCCCCCCCCUUCUCUCCCUCUCUUUUCCUGUUUCAAUAUCACUUUCGAAUGUUUUAAUUUUAAUUUCCCCUUUUUUUCUGCCUGAAGCGAUGGGGAAUGCAAAGAUUUGGAAUUUACUGUCUGGAUUAUCAGGUGGUGCUGUAGAGAUAGUGUGGACCUCAACAUUGGAAUCGCUGAUCCAAAGAUUUUUUUUUUAUUUUUUUUUUGCAAGAAUAGCUAGAUAAGUUUUGGGCAUAUUAGCGGUUAUUGGUGGAUCCCUUCCAUUGAAUCUCAUCGGUUCUUGGGAUUGUAGCAUUUUUGAUUGGAUAAAGACUUUCAACUUUCAUUUUACCUUGUUUCCUGAAAGGUUAAUUUUUCGACAGUUAGUUGCCUUUCCUUUUCUGCUUCGGAUGAGCUUCGGUUUCAUUUGGAAAUAUGUCACCUUGGAUGGAAAUUGAACUCUUUGCCAAUUGGUGCUAAUCUAAGAAUUUCUGCUACAUUUAUUUAGAGUUGGACCCAUGAUUAAAAAUUCAUGGUGCUGUUGCUCUAUAAAAUUAUCGGGUUUCGCCUUUUUAAAGCCUCGAAAAGCUUCCUCAAUACGGUGUAACGCAGCAAGGAUUCCCCUUAAUAAUUUUCUAAAUUGAUUCACAACUGUUUUUUCACUGAGUUCCUGAGCUUGUUCGAAUGAAAGGCAGACAACAUUUGUAAAUAAAGGUAAUUUAUGAAUUGAGAAGUUCACUUCUUUAGUUAAAAGCAAUAGGCUUCCCCUACCAGCAGCCCAUUCAGGUUACUUGGUAAAAUUCAACUAAUACAAAAUUGUAUCUUCUGCUCCCUGAAAAACAGAUUUUGCACUAUUUGGAUAAAAUAUACCCAGAAAAAUCAAGCUCAGAUGCAAAAAAUCACGUUAAAUCCAAAGAAUCAAAUCGCAAUGCAACCAUUAAAAAAAAAAAAAAGCUGUUAUGCAUUAUGAAGAGAAUCAAGAUAUAUUAAUUUUUUUACUUAUGAUGAAUAUGGCUGUCUUUUUUUUUUCUGGUUAGGAAAAUAGUUAUUAUUAUUACUACGGGUCUGGGGAGAGUAAUAUAAGGCUCUUAAUUAAGCCAAGGGGUUUAUAUAAAUGCACACAAAAUGAAAUAUCAUUAUGGUAUUUUGUUGGGAUGUUUUGUGUACAACGAGGUCAGUGGAAAUAUAUGUAUUGCUGUGUUAAAGAAAUAAAAACCUACUGAGAAAUAAAA